Molecule: messenger RNA, 3671 nt
Organism: Spirometra erinaceieuropaei
Lineage: Eukaryota; Metazoa; Platyhelminthes; Cestoda; Diphyllobothriidea; Diphyllobothriidae
Source: the annotation of a GenBank genome assembly
AUGACUUACACAGCACAUCGAGACACACAGGACACUCUUCAGAUUCUUGACCGAGCUGAGAUGGAUGCCGAAGAGAUUACCGACGUUGGUCUCUACAAGCGCUUCGGUCUGGAAGAUGAGUUUGAGUGCAACAAUCUUACAUUCUGGCAGAAGCUUAGGCCCCGAAUAUGGUCGAUCUUUGAAGUACCAAAGUCGUCUUCCGCUGCAAAGGUCAGCCGGCAAGUAUUUGUUUCAUUCACUCUGUCUAAACCUGAAAUCCCCCUUAGCAUAUUCAAGGGCACGUUUAAGGGCCGAGGGGACUGCUGUUGACAAAGCUAAUAGUUUAAGGUCUUUUAGCUGUAACUGAUCAUUAACCUGACAAGGGUGGACAGACUUAGACCUAAGUAGGACAUGCUGGAAUAAGCUUGACGACUGUCUACCGUUAGAGACAUGUUAACCUGGUAGGCGCUCCAAAGCCGGAAGCAUACUCAAUUUUGCGUUUAUUCAUAGUUUAACUAGCGAUGUAUGCCCUGGUGGUGGUUCGAUAUCCCCAGACAACUGCCUCAGUCACAUUAACGGACGAGUCACGUCCGCCAUAUCGAAAUUUGCCUGCCAGCGAAAGUCAGCUGCCCUUGUUUGCAGUUGAUAUUUCAAGUGUACCGCCCCAUACCCUCUGCUGUGGACGAUAUUCGUUCGUGUAGGUGCAUUGAUUGCUUCUUCACGCAUCUUACACGCAUUCAUUGGGUAAUAAUGCAGGACUUGAUCUUUUGGAGGGAGUCGCAUUGGUGUUUUCUUUAGGAUGGCAGGCUCAUUGUCAUAAAAAUCUAAUCGUCCUGCAAGUCGAAGUUGGAAUUAAUUGUAAUCGAACUAAGAAAAAUACCAAAAAUCGUUGCUAUAGUCAGCUGGAUAUUAUUUACAUACCGUAACGCGAGGGAGAUUUAUUUACAACGAAAUAAUAAUGGCAUACAACUGAAUAGCGACCCCGUCAACAAUUGCUACUAAAACGUUCCUAGAACAGAUCUCCCAAAACAAUUUCACAUGGUCUUUAAAUGUUACUGGUAUGUCAUAAAAGGAGAAUAGGAGCUGAUCCCGCUUAAGGAGAUUCUUCGUUUUUUAAUGUGCAAGGAUUAGAAACGACAUCGGUUUCGUGUGCCGAAUUACGAAUACAGUUUCUGGACUUGUCUACUUUUGCAAGUUUAGUACUCAUUUAUUUUCUGCUUGACGCUUGGCGUAUUCCCAAAAAUGGCUUCCUAACUCAACCUGGUAGGCCGAAAAGCAACCAUCCACUCAAUUUGAGGCAGUAUAUACAUUGGAUUUAAUUUCACCGUCGUCCAGCGCGGUCGGUAGGUUUGAGAACGAUUCGGAAUUGACAAAUUCCACUCCAAAAAUUCAAUUCCUCUGGUGUAUUCCAAGUAAAUUACAGGCCUUGGGCAUUUUUUAAUCGGCGCCUGGAGGCGAAACAAGUAAUUCAGCGGGCGAUUCACUGACGGCACCGACUGGGAAUUCUACGUUAACACCAAUCAACGGAUUAAUGCCUGUUAGGACUGCCCGGAACAUGAUACACCGCCCCUGUCGUCCGGCGGUCACGCCUGACAAAGAACCGCGAAAUCGCAGCUCAGUCCCGUCAAGCCAGCUAGCGUGCGAGCCAAUAAUUAGCACGCCGCCGCGUUACGCGCGACACUCGGGAGUCACCAACACACGAGGCUCUGCUCAUGCGGGCGCUCAGGACUAGACCAAUAGGAACACGCAAACCAGACAAGGGCAGAACCCUUAAAUACGGCCAGAGGAAUUGAGAGUGAUGUACACACUAAAGCCGUUCUCUAUGUCUUAUAUUCCGCAGGAAAGUGGCGUCCUACUUUUGGGCGAAUAUAGCAAUGCCAGUCCGAAAAAUCAUUAAGGCCGCACAUAAAUUGAGUGUGGCAAGGUGGCGAGGACAAACUGUGCAAAAAUAAUCACGUUGUAUUAUAAAAUUAAAAAGACUCAGUUAAUGACAGUCAAUUGAUUGUGUGCCCAUGGCUUAAACUGUGAAAGGUUAAAAUGUUAGUAUGUUAAAGUCUUAUAACCCAACUGAGUCCGAAAUGCUUACCAGUCGUAACUUUAUUAACGCCAGUAGACCCCGCAAUUGCUUACCGGCAAUGAAUGAAUAAUUAUUUACAAGCGUUUUCGAUAAAUGUGCUAGGAAACUUAAAGUAAAUCUGCGUUAGCUUUCAAUCAGUUUAAUUUCCUGAGGGUUAUAUCGAGGCAUUUUUCUCCGAUUUUCUUUUUUGUAAGCUUUACUAACGUCCUUCUGCAAAAACUGCAGAGGGUGGCAGCAAUACAUUUCGCUGUUAUUUUUCAGUUUCCAUUUACCCCAUCGUGCGACUACUUUGUUUAUCCCUUUCUUCGAUAUAUUCUGGACGCAUGCAGUUGAGGCAUGCAAAUCAGCCCUUUUCCGCUGCUUGCAGUUGCAUUAUUAAUGCUUCAACCUUUUAAAACAACUGCGAUUGCUACUAAAAGACCUAAUUUACGGACAAGGCCCUUAGAAAGAGCCAUCCUACGCGAUGAUGGUCAGUGUGACAAGACUGUUGUUUCCUUUUCUGCAUGACCGCCAAAAGUUUGCGGUGUAAAUUGCAUACUCUGUACACUCCUCAGUUCCAAUUUCCACACCGCCUCAUGUAAGUCUUCCGACCACCAGCAACAGUAGCUGACAAAGUCAGUUCAAACUCUUUACUCCAUGUUCAAUGAAAUUAUACGUUUGUCCUGAAUGCAACGAAGUUGACCGCUGUUGCAAAAGCAGAGAUUUCCCCGAACAAUCUGAGGGUGUUCGAUCAUGCCAAAAGCGCAUUUUCACAUUUUUUCAGCUGUGUAGAAGUUGUAAAAUAGUGUGUCACUCUAUUUUAAAUACCAGUGUGUGUCUUCUGUCAGGUAACCUUUUGAGAUUCCAUUUCUACCCUAAAUCGCUUGACUGUUCCACUCUCUAGUGUGUGGCCUUCAUCUCCAUCAUCUGUAUCAUUCUCUCAAUCAUCUCCUACUGUUCCAAAACAACCCCGAGUUUCACUCUGCCAGUUAUCGAUUUGACACGAGGAGCCUUCUCUGAUCAAGUCAUUCCAUCCCUACACGGCGGCUCCACAAACGGCAGCACUUCAACCAGCGUAUAUGCAGAGGAGUUUUUUACCAUUUCCUCAGUGGGUCGACCCCGAUUUCAUCGUGCCUUCAUGUAUAUUGAGAGCAUUUGCAAUAUCUGGUUCACCGUGGAGUUCAUCAUUCGUCUGCUGGUGACGGACGACCUCUUCAAGUUCCUUCGCAGUCCACUCAAUCUUAUUGACAUUCUGGCUAUUCUCAGUUUCUACACGGACGCUGCACUGCUUCUAAUGUCAUCGGAUCCGCCCGGAUUAGGCAGUUCGGCUGUUGAGUUGCUGAGCAUUGUUCGCGUAAUGCGGCUUUUCAAACUCACACGAUAUAUUUCGGGUCUGAAGAUUCUCAUCCUCACAUUUAAAGCAAGUGCCAAGGAACUCACCCUGCUAGUCUUCUUCCUCAUGGUCUUUAUCGUCCUCUUCGCGGCUCUUGUAUUCUACGCCGAACGCUUCAGUCCCUCGUCGCAGAGUGAUUUCUCAUCCAUACCAAUCGGCCUGUGGUGGGCAAUUGUCACCAUGACAACUGUGGGCUAUGGGGAUAUGGCACCCAAGUCCUCUGCCGGUAAGCUGCCAUUCUGA